GCCACGGGCCGGGACGGGGAGGGCGUCAGCCGCGUCUGCUGCUAAGCUCCGAGCUCGCAUUUAUUCUAGGCCCGGAAUGGCAUCUGCCAAAACAUAUUGUGCUCUUGCCUUGGAAGCCUGGAUGGGUCCAGAUCCCAUAUUCUCCACUCCCCACGGUCCCAUUUCCAAUCCUUUAUUCUCUUAUCUUUUAGCUCGCAGAUGCAUUUUAGCUGGUGGCUUGCUUUCGAUACCAGAGUGGGGGUAGAGCUAGUUUGGCCGGGGCUUACCGAGCUUCCCCCAUGUACUCGACUCUGGCUCCGUUUUCGUCGAGGGCUAAACUUUGCACCGGGAAAAAGUACGAGGACGUGAGCUUGUUGCCGUGCGGGGAAGAGACUCCGGGGGAAGGGAGCUAAGCGUCAUCACUCCCCUCCGUCUCUAGCUUAGCCCCCACUCUUCCACCUGUAAAGGCGGGGGCUAAUAAGUUUAGUCUGAAUUGCAGAUUGUCCUCUUGCAGGGCGGACCAUUGACUCCCCGAGUGUUCUAAAGACCGCCAAACGGGAGAUCCCGGCUUCGAACGAUGGGGAACAGCGAGAGUGGGAGGGGGGCAAGGAAUCAGAACACAAGUGGUGAUCUUUGUCAUAUCCAUCGGUAAGCCCCAGUUAGAUGCAGUAGCUUCUUGACUCUCUUCCCCCCCUAAGAAUCGCCCUCAGUUAAAGCCCCGUCACCCUCCCUCCCUCCCAGCUUGUCCCCUUUCCCUCGAUCUGCUCUCCCGAGAAGUGUUGCCCCUGUUCCCACUUCGGCAGCUCGGUUGUCUUCCUGCCCCUCAAUGCAGCCUGCUUCUUCGUCCGCACACAGUAGGGAGAGGGCUUAUUUUGCCUAACCCCCUUCCCACCCCUCACUGGUCUGGUCUUCCGGCUCUGGUCUGCGUGCAAGUGCUACAAAGUGCUAAGAACACUCAUCGCCCUUUUUCGGUCCACAGAUCCGUCCAGCACCAGGUCCCGAAUCCGGGCCCCUCUCUCUCUCUCUCUCUCUGUCUCCUCCGCAAUCCUGUUCCCCUGCAUCAGCGUCAUCCUCCUCCUAAUCGUUGGGCCCUGCUAAGCCCCCAACCUCCUCCUCAUCGUCGUCGUGGUGCUUGCUCCCAUCAACAACCCCCCGUCGCCGGUUUCUGUGUCGAUCGCUCGAGCUAAAGUGCUUAGCCGUGCCACUUCCGGCCACCCUCGAUCCUCUUCCCCGGCGUGGCUAGCCAGACGGGGCUUCCCAAUCUGCGAGCCUCCUCUAUCUCGGUGGCGCCUCCGGAUUGGAGCACCCUCGGAGCCCCCUGGGAGCCCCCCAUCGUUGGCCGCAGAGUUGUUGGGUCAGCGACAACUAACAGAGGGGCCAGAGUUUCGUCGCCCAUAGCCAGCCCAGCCCAGCCCAGCCCCUGGGCCGCAAAAGGGACCGACCUCGGACCUCACUCACCACGCCAGCCAGCCAGAGCAGACCGGACCAGAGCAGAGCAGACCAGAGAAGGGAAGAGAAGAGCAGAGCAGAGCAGAGCAGCAGACCUCACCGCACCGCACCUCACCUCACCUCUCACCGCACCGCACCUUGCUUCGCUUCACAGGCUCACUGCACCCCGUCUCACCUCACUCAGCUCGGACCUCCUCCUCUGCUCUGAUCUGCUCUGCUCUGCUAAGCCCUGCCUCCUCUCUAGAAGAGGAAGAGGAAGAGGAGCUGCGUGCGUGCGUGGUGAGCGAAUUAGUGCGCGCGAGGGAGUGAGUGAGUGAGCGAGCCGCAGAUUGACGACGACGACGACGACGACGCGAACGCUAGCAGUCGAAGCAGUGGGCGGGUGGGAAGGGGAGGGGAGGGGUGGGGGGCCGGGGGCGGGUCGGGCUGCGGGGGGUAUUGUGUAGCUUCGAAGGUUUCGCUCGACCAUACAGCAGCAGCAGAAGCAGCAGAAGCAGCAGCAGUGGUAGAUGUAAUAGUCGGGCCGGCUCGAGAGCCCUUGGUGCUCGCGCGGAGUCUUGAUAGAGCGACGGGGGGUCGCCGUUGGAGGGGAGGGCCUUGUGCAGGCAGCCCCAGGAUGUCGGGACUCAUGGAGAUGGAGGGAGAGGGAAUGCGUGGAUGAAUGUCGUGAGGCAGCAAGAGGAAAGGAAAGGAAGCAAGGAGGCGGGAGAAGAAAGGACGAGCGGACGAGUAGUAGGUUGUUGUUUGGAAUCAGAUCCCUGGGUCAGGUCGGACUGCGACCGCCCCCGUAAUUUCUUGGGUGGUCUCUCCGGAGGUAGCACCGCCAUCAUCACCACCAUCACAGCCCCCAUCAGCUCCUACUCCCGGCAGGGCAAACGCAAAUUUUUAAAUUUCGAGAGUGUCGCGCUAGGCAGAGUUUGACCGCACUCGACGACGAGAGCGAGAGCGAGACGGACGAGCUUUGUAUCUCGUUCUCUCGGCAGCUGUGUCUCUCGCCCUCUCUGUGUUUCUCGCCCGCCCCGUCUCGGCAUCGGUCGGACGGUGUGCUCGUCGGCAGCGACGAGCUCUUUCCGAGCGGAAAAGCUGUGGAACAGCUGGGCGCUAGUAGCAUUUGGAAGAAAGUGCAUCAGCAGAGUGAUCCAGGGUCGGAAAUUGGCCAGAUCUGCAACAUCGGGGAAGUUAAACCUUAUUGAUAAUCAUAUGGACCUCUACGGGAGCUCUCCUUUACAGUAUUGGACAUCCACCAAGGUUUCCUGCCCUUCCACCACCACCACCAUCACCACUCUCUUCCCAUAGGGGGCUGGCUCGCUAGCUCGUGUCGGGACCGUGGUGUUGCGGCUCGCCUGUCUGCGCUCUCAGUCGUUAAGUGUACAAGUUUUUUGGUUUAGAUUGCCGCUCGUAGCAUCAUUCUUUGUUAGAGUAGUGAAAUUCUGCCUCGUACAUGAGCUCAAGUGAGCCCUCGAGCUCAGGGACGUCAGCACCUGGGUCAAAUUUUUGUCACUGAGAGAUUUCUUAUCAUUGUAUCGGACCGUCUUUCUUGAUAGCCCGGGGGCCCAUGCACUGUUGAACGAGGAAGAUUCAUGGAAGGAGGCGAAAUGAGUGGAACGGGGGUGGAAUUUGGGCAAGUGGUUUUGAGAAAGCCCACGCCCUCCAGGCCUCAGUCGAGUAUGCGAGGUGGGCCGGGGGAUAUGGGUAUGUCGUUGUUGUCGCAGGGAUUCGCCGAGCACGAAUCCGACAGGUCUUUCACUCACAUGUUGGCAGGCGCCACUUCGCCGCCCUCGUCCGAGGAUGGCAAGGGCGGAGGCAUGGAUUCCGAUGGGAUGAACACCGGGGUUCGAGCUUUAGGUGGCGGAGGAGGCAGCUUUGCCGGUCGCCUACUCGCCAGACAGAAGGACUUGGCAGAUAUGGGCGGCGGCAUGGGCGGGGGCGGACUCCUCAAUCAAGCCAAGAUCAUGCCUCCUUCGCGGAUUGCCAUGCCCCAGCAAAUGCCAGAUUUUCAGCAGCUCACAAUUCCUCCCGGCCUCAGCCCCAGCCAGCUCCUCGAUUCGCCCGUCUUUUUGGCCAACCAUCAGGCAGAGCCAUCUCCGACUACAGGCACAUUUCCUCUGCCCCCAUUCUUGGCCGAGCCACCGAAGGAUAAGAACAAUGAUCAAGGCAGCACUCCUGGCUUCGUAUUUAAGCCUUUCCCCGUCAGCGCGAUGCGAAAUCCCAUGUCUCCCCUCAGCCAAGGACUGGGCCAUCAAUUCGGAAACUCGCAGCAAAUGCACCAGACUCAGUCACAGACGCAAUCUGGAGGACAACAAAUGCUGUCAAACGUGCAAUCUCUAGGAGGGCAUGGUCAAGGAAACAACAACAACAACAGCAAUCCAGGAUCGAGCUCGGCCAUGCCCGUGGCCGUGGCCUUGAGCAUGCCGUCCCCGCCCACCAGGCAACAACCGGAGAGGAGCUCGGAGUCUCAGCAGACCCACUCGCCAGAGCAAGAAACUCAACCGCCUCCUCAACAUACAACAUACAUUGAGCGACCCUCGGAGGAUGGCUACAACUGGCGCAAGUACGGGCAGAAGCAAGUGAAGGGCAGCGAAUUCCCUCGCAGCUACUACAAGUGCACUCACGCCACCUGCCCCAUGAAGAAGAAGGUGGAGCGAUCACUCGAUGGCCAAGUGACGGAGAUUGUGUACAAGGGAGAGCACAAUCACCCCAAGCCACAGCCGACUCGACGUUUGGCUGUUGCUGCUGCUCAGCUCAUUUCCGACAACGCCAGUGACAGGGCCGAUGGAGAUGAGAAGUGGGGAGGCUUCCAGACUCACGGCGGGGACUAUGGAGUCAAGCACGAGAGGGGCGACGACCCCUCAUCAUCCGUCAGGGGUCGCCCCUCACUCGGUUUCACUCUGGGUCAAAAUGGCACCCCAGAGCCCUCUUCUCCUUCGACCAGCGAAGAUGGAAGCAAGAGCCUGACAGAGGAUGGAGACGACGAGGACGGACCAGACCACAAGCGAAGAAAAAAAGAUAAGCGGGCUGUGAAGGAGCAACUGCCGCCUUCAGCACCCAGAACGAUUCGUGAACCUCGUGUGGUCGUACAAACAACCAGCGACGUCGACAUCCUGGACGACGGCUAUCGGUGGCGCAAGUAUGGCCAGAAAGUGGUCAAGGGGAACCCACAUCCAAGGAGCUAUUACAAGUGCACCAAUCAGGGUUGCCCUGUGCGCAAGCAUGUGGAAAGGGCCUCCAACGAUCCCAAGGCGGUGAUCACCACGUACGAGGGAAAACACAACCACGAUGUGCCUUUGGCACGGAACAGCAGCCACGACAACGCUGGCGCGGGGGGAGGCAAUGCUUCAGCGACCUCGCAAAGUGCAGCGAGCUCGCAUGCCGGGCCAGCUCUGCAACAGCAGCAGGGCUAUGGAAGGAGGAUGUCGGUGUUCGGAAGGCAUCUGGAGGACGGAUCGAAAGGGGACUCGACGGGAGCCGACGUAGACUUGGGAAUGGGAGUGGGAAUGGGGCAAAGUAUGCGGAACAUGGAUGGGAGUGGCGUAGGUAAUAACACAGUAAACGGGGACAUGUCGGUCUCCACUUCGAUCGCGAUGAACUUGCAACAGUCUUUAGGACAGAGGCAAAUGAUGAUGGUGCAGCCCUUCGGCGGAGGGUCGAAUCAGCACGACUCGUUAAGGCCUAAGCAGGAACAAGAUGAAUCGCAUCAUCACAACGGGGGCUUGCAACCCAGCAAUGUGUACCAGCCCCAAAGAGUGUCCUUGGGACCUUGAAGAAGAUGACGCUGCAGAAGAAGAGAAGUCUUGUAUCAUUUUCCAAAGUCACGAGUCAGCUGUAAAAUGUUCAAUACUCGUUUCUACAUCUGUAAGGUCCUGGCUGGGAGCACGAUCGUGCGCUUCAGUAAGAACGCGCACGGUUUUUUGAGAAACGAAUUGUGCCGAUUGUGUGUAAGUAAGAAACCUGAAUCAAACUUUAGUGCUUAGUAGGUAGGUUUGACACAGACUGUACAUUAGCUGGGAUAACUCGUAUUUUCCUUCUUUCUAGGUGGCAGUUAACAUUCUUUGAGCUGAGAUACGAUGUUCAAGGAGCUAGGAGCUUAUCCACUCCUACCAGUUGGGCUGUAUGUAAAGAAAGCAACAUGGCUUGUACACCUGGGCCCUACAUUCAAAAUAAUCUCGUCUACUUUUGCCAGAUUUUUCCUCGAACAAUUUUGCCUCUUGCAGUGUUCUACAUACAAGCGGGGCCCUUUGUAGCAACUUGUCAAGUCAUUGCGGCAGUAGCAGUUUUCCUAAUCGCUCUUCCACAGUCACUGAGUCGUUUUUCCCCUCCUUUCUUCCACUGAGCUUAGCACCGUAGCCCCGUAGUAGCGUCGUCGAGGUAGGUCGUGUUCGGGAGGCCACGAGGAAGAAGGAGGAGGAGGAUGCGAAUCCCCUGCCAAACCAGUUGGUACCGAACUCUCUCGGGGAUAUGAACUCUCUCGGGGAUAUGUACCGCGUGUCCUAGAGAGGGAUUUUCUGGCCUCUUCUUCUCGCCCGGUCCAUGGCGAGCAAGAGCAACAAUCACGAAAUGUUUACAUAUGACUUUCCGGCGCUUUCAGCCGUCAGGCAAUAUUAGGCGUGUGGACCAUUCAUUC
Molecule: messenger RNA, 6049 nt
Organism: Marchantia polymorpha subsp. ruderalis
Lineage: Eukaryota; Viridiplantae; Streptophyta; Marchantiopsida; Marchantiales; Marchantiaceae
Source: the annotation of a GenBank genome assembly